GAUAUAAACAUUAUUAAAUCCAAUCUGCUACCAAAAGUUUUUAUAGUAAUUUGGUUUAUAUUAAAUAUUGUUAUGAAAUAAAAUGAAAUUGCCAUUGCAUACGGUUUUGUCACCUUUACUCAAACCAAACUUAAGCUCUACAUAUACGUUUUGCCAACAUCCAAUAUUUUCAGGAAGUGUUUUUUACACCUACUUUUACGGGGUCAUUGGUUUGUUCGUAAGUGUUCAUCACUUGAAGAAACAUUUGGGAGUGAUCCCUUAUGAUGUAAGCUGCGCAGUUGAUGAUAGUAUAAGAAACAUUAUGGUGCUGCACGAUCUGAGAAUUAUAUCAAACACUUUAGGAAUAUUGCAGUACACGUCGCUACUAAUAGGUUGUGCAACUGAGAACCCUGGACUAUUCUUGCCACAUUUAGCAGGUGAACUUGUGAUUCUUGUCUUUAAAUUCUUUAAUAUAAUAUUCUUAUUGCUCACACUAUACAAUUGUAAAUCAAUGGCUAAGGUGUGCGAUAAAGCUGCAUCAGUCGCGGUAAUUACUUUUAAUUGGUUCCAAGAAUUUUGUGUUUUUCGAAGAUAUUUAUGCAUUUGUGAUCUUUAAUAUACAUUUAACAAAUAACAAUAA
This is a messenger RNA of Leptidea sinapis, 619 nucleotides long. RefSeq lists its product as uncharacterized. Lineage: Eukaryota; Metazoa; Arthropoda; Insecta; Lepidoptera; Pieridae. Bases 83 to 595 code for a protein of 170 amino acids. The record is from RefSeq and is a predicted model, not a curated record. The transcript is spliced from 3 exons.